Molecule: messenger RNA, 837 nt
Organism: Coniophora puteana RWD-64-598 SS2
Lineage: Eukaryota; Fungi; Basidiomycota; Agaricomycetes; Boletales; Coniophoraceae
Exons: 3
Coding region: 38-802 (254 amino acids)
Source: RefSeq, a predicted model, not a curated record
CGUCUGCAGCCGUUGCGCGUUGUGCGAUGCAUUCUAAAUGUGUCUAUGUAGGCGCCCAUAUGCGCCUAUAAACAAAUUGGAUGGACUUCUCUGCCUCGUUUCUGCCCGACGCCGCAGCCCUCAUAGCCACUGGUUGCCUGUCUUGCAUCGAUAUCGAUUCGCCUCCGCUCUCCUUCGUCCUUCGCCCUUCGCGUCUUCCGUCCUUCGUUCGCGAAGAUCAGCGCAACCAAAACGCAACUGGCGGCUGGUCCUGCUUGUUGUUCUUUCCGUCACCUGUCCACGCUCGCAUUCGGCAUAUCUGUUUGAGGUUUAUUGCUGUCAAACAGACACCAUGUGCAAUCUCAUCCUUCCUGUGCGAGUCUGCAUCAAGUGCAGCCGCAAAGACGCGAUAUUCUCUGAACGCCUCUUCCGGGAGAAGGAUAAGGAGUGGGGGUGGAGAGCAUCUCGAGAGGUUGAUAAUGACACGUUAUCGUUGGAACUUGAACAGGACUGCUACUCCCGGUGGUGCGUCUACAGCUCAGACCACCCCGACUACUGCAUGUGCUGCUCCUUGACAUGCAAGCAGUGGAGAGGAAAGAUCAGAGAGCUGCACGGCGGGUCCUCAUCCUACGUCUGCUCUGUGUGCACAGACCCACCAGAAGCCGACAUCCAGACACCCGAGCCCGAACCCCCAUUCCCUAAACGCAAAGCCAGCCAAUUCCAGGGGUUCAGCAUCCACGACGCCGUCUCGUGCGCCUUCCUGCACACUAUUGCAUACUCCAAGGCUACCAUGGGCCUGAAACGCCACUCUUACGCUGCAUAACUCCACGACCCCCCAUUCCAUACGGACGGACCAUC